UGGUUUUUACAAGGUAUUCACGAUGCCUAGACUGGGGGUUAUUUUCCUCUACUUCUUUAUGAACGGAUGCACAGAAGGCAAAAACAUAGCCGAAAGAUACGGAAACCCUCCUCCUCUGAAAUGGAGCAACGGCGAGCACAAAAUUGGUGAAGGCGUCACAUUAAAGGCGUACAUAUUUUUUGACACUGAUGAUUAUGAAACACAAGCGACUGAGAAAAACGUAACGAAAUACUUCACAGCUAUCUUCACCAAGGCGCAAGAACACUUCCACAAUAACUCAGUAAUGAUAUCUAUAGAGAUUCGAAACAUCAGUAAGAAUACGGAUCUGGAGGUCUGGGAGGCCAGUGAAAAAGCGCUGGACGGAAAUGCCACACUGAAGCGCUUACAGAACUACUCACAAAGUAUAGGUUUGACAAACGACAGCAUUGUUUAUUUAUACACAGAGAAGACACCAGUUGACAAAGCUUACAUGGGUGCAGCCAUUCCAGGCGUAUUUUCAACUUUCUCCACGUUCGGGACUUUUUGCAGUAAUGUCAACAGCGCAGCAAUAGUAGUACAGAAACCAGGAAAUUGUAGUUAUUGGAAGACUGUGAAAGCGACGACACCAGUAUUCGGAACGAGACACUUCAUACAGUUCACCGAGGAUGAUAUUAAGACAAUGAACAAGACUUUCUCACGCUGUCAUGUCAACAAGAAAAUGAGCAAGGAUUCAGAAGGAAAGUAACAAGAGCCUGAAUAAUGGGUAUGAACGUUACCGAUAUUCUAACGAUAUUUCGUGAGUUCCGCCCAUGGAAUUAGGUUUCAUAAAUAAAUGCACUAC
Molecule: messenger RNA, 820 nt
Organism: Dermacentor silvarum
Lineage: Eukaryota; Metazoa; Arthropoda; Arachnida; Ixodida; Ixodidae
Exons: 8
Coding region: 23-724 (233 amino acids)
Molecular function (GO): metallopeptidase activity
Source: RefSeq, a predicted model, not a curated record